AUGGCGACAGCAAAUAGCACCAAAAUCCAGGAAUUCGUUUUGGUGGGCUUUGGAGAUGGGCAGAAAAAACGCUUACUGCUCCUCAUAUUUUUCACUACUCUCUACAUCCUUACAUUGGCUGAGAACAUCGUCAUUAUCACCGUGGUGGUCUUGGACACCAUCUUGGCCCGGCUUCCCAUGUACAUCCUCCUGAGCAACUUCUCCUGGCUAGAAACGUGUUAUGUGAGCACAACGGUGCCUCGUAUGAUCUUGGACCUGACCUCACCAAAUGGGACCAUCUCCUUCCAUGCCUGCUUCCUUCAGUUCUACAUCUUCUUUAGUCUUGGUGCCACCGAGUGCUUUUUCCUCUCAACCAUGGCCUUGGAUCGCUAUUUGGCUAUCUGCCACCCACUACGCUACUCCUACAUCAUGUCUCCCCAUUCCUGCUAUGGCCUGGUGGCUGUCUGUUGGAUUCUUGGCUUUCUGUGGAAUCUAAUCCCAGUGGUUAUGAUCUCCAAGUUGGACUUCUGUGGUCCCAACAUCAUUGACCAUUUGAUAUGUGAUCCUGGACCCAUCCUUUCCUUGGCUUGCUCUCCACUUGGAAAUAUGCUCCUUCGCUAUCAAUUUGCAAUGAGCUCUCUGGUCAUCUUACUCAACCUGUUCUUUGUUGUGUUAUCCUACAGUGCUGUGGUUCUCACUUUGGUGAAAGCCACUCAUCAAAGUGGCAGUAAGAAGGCCUUCUCCACCAUAUCCUUCCAUCUCGCGGUGGUCACCCUUUUCUACGGUUCCGUAGCAGGGAUGUACGUAGCCCCAAGUGCGGAAAACCAGUCAGAUAUCACAAAAAUUGUCACUGUCUUCUACACUGCCAUUACACCUUUUCUCAACCCCAUGAUCUACUGUCUGAGGAAUGAUCAGAUGAAGGAGGCCCUGGGCAGAGUGCAAAGAAGUAAGGUAACUGUACUGAGAUUUAACGCAAAUAAAUCUAGGAAACUAUAA
Pantherophis guttatus is the source of this 975-nucleotide messenger RNA. RefSeq names its product olfactory receptor 11G2-like. The record is from RefSeq and is a predicted model, not a curated record. NCBI's taxonomy places the organism in Eukaryota, Metazoa, Chordata, Lepidosauria, Squamata, Colubridae. Gene Ontology annotation, molecular function: G protein-coupled receptor activity; olfactory receptor activity. Gene Ontology annotation, cellular component: membrane. Gene Ontology annotation, biological process: G protein-coupled receptor signaling pathway.